Lytechinus pictus (painted urchin) is the source of this 4835-nucleotide messenger RNA. RefSeq lists its product as uncharacterized. The record is from RefSeq and is a predicted model, not a curated record. Lineage: Eukaryota; Metazoa; Echinodermata; Echinoidea; Temnopleuroida; Toxopneustidae. Gene Ontology annotation, molecular function: NF-kappaB binding. Gene Ontology annotation, biological process: cellular response to tumor necrosis factor. The coding region runs from base 280 to 4671 and encodes 1463 amino acids. The transcript is spliced from 8 exons. Gene Ontology annotation, cellular component: cytosol.
AGAUUCCUGUCCAUUUUGACGAGACCAUCUGAACGUGAGACGCUGGGAUUAAAGAAUGGAAUCACCUGGCCUGAAAAUCAAAUAUGCUUGAUUGUUGAUAUCAGUGGGGGAAUUCCCACAUCGUGAACUUGGGACAUUGAAGCGUCUGCUGCUCUUACGUUCUGUGUUUGCAUAAUUGACAUGAUUUUUGCAUGGAAGCUCGUGAAUGCGGAUAUUGAAUGCAAUGCUGUGUGAUAGAUUCAUGUACAUUUAUAAGGAAGUUGCUGAGUCAAACUUACAAUGAGUGAAGGAAAGGGGGAGAUUUCAGAGAUAGAUGGCUCCGCCCCUCUUGAUUUAAGAGUAAAAAAGGAAGUGAAGUCAGAGCCGACAACAACACCUGUGACGGAGAAUGUUCCACUCAAUCUAUCCAGGCCGGUGCAUCCGAAAACUGCCUCUUCAGCACCACCGGAACAACCAACUCCCGCAGCCCCGCCGCUGCAGAUGCUUCUACAGAGGGGGACUGGGGAUGUUGGGAUCCAGGGCAAGCCAAGGAGUCCAGAAGUACAAGCAGCGGUUGUUCCCCCUCCACUUGUUAAGCACAGUACAACCGAUAGUGGAAGUGUCAGCAAGACAAUGCUUGUUAAAGCACCACCCAAAUCUGCGGCACCAAUGCAUCACCAGAUCAGCGUGGUGCCUCCGCCGGAUACGAUGGCUUCUGGACACGUUGGUGGUGCCCCCUACAAGAGAUCAGCUCCUGCUCUUCUUCAGCAUGGCUACCUGGUUCCUCCACAUCUAACUCCUCAUGCAAUCGCACUGGAGACUGUUGUAGGGAGCCCGAAGAUACCGCUGGGUACCUCUGAGAGUAAUCACGCUUCAGGGAACGUCAAGACAACAUCUCCAGUCAUUCCCUCGGGACCAACUAAGUUGGCCAAAACAACGUAUUUAACGCCACCGGCACUGUCACCCACUAAAAGCCCCAAAACGAUAACUGCUUCGUCGGUUUCAGCAGGUGCACCUUCCCCAGCGUCAGCAAGAGCACCUUCUCCAGCAAACUCCCCAGCGCAUGAGCACUAUGUUAAAGCACCCAGUCCUCGUCCUCAUCCGAAGAAAAAGACUUCACCAGUACCGCGGGAAAGUCCCAGUCAUGUGGUUCAGGUGACAUCAGAGUCUGGUCCUGCCAAAGCCUCUCCAACCUCGAGUGGAAGACCUGACAAGCAUGGUCCAACUCUUCAUGGAGUACACCAAGCGUUGCCAAUAAGCAUGGACAGAUUAGUAGCACACGGGGCGCCACCGCGGCCCCAUGGCACGACUGGACCCCAUCCUGGAAAUUCGCAGAAACACCCUUCAGGUCACCCGUCACCGAGCGGUCUGCACUCCCAGGAGGUUCCAUCACACCCUCGACCAAGGUUACUGCAGCAUCGCAAGAAAUCCCCAACCACGUCAACGCCAGCGACGAAAAGUGCGCUAUCGCAAGGCCCGGAGUUAACGGCAGGACCGCGUCUUGUUUCUGGUUUACCGCAGCAUCUACCGCGGCAAGGACCACCUCUGCAUGUCUCUCCGCAGCAACUACCGCAGCGGUUACCGAUUGGGACUCCUCAUCACGCUGUGCAUGCCCCACCAGUGGAAGCAUUGUUAACCCUUCGCCAUCCCAUCACGGCUGGCUCCUCUAUUCCAGAAGGUGUAUCGCUUUACCCUCCACGUGUCACCCGCCCGCCCGGUAUCAACCCAGGACCGCAUGGACCCUCUCAUGUAGUCUCUCCAGCUACCAACCACCCAACCCAGCCACGCCCCUCUCCGCCCCGCCCUUCCCCACCCCGCCCAUCUCCACCCCGUACCGCAACCACUCCCCACACCUCGGCGCAGGUGUCCCCAUCCUCCUCUUCCUCCCCGCCGACCUCCUCCACCUCCCAGCCACACUCAUCCACCCCUUCCUUUCGUGAGCUGCCACACCGGGAGACGAUACGGCAUCCUGGAGCAGCCGGACAGGGGUACAUCCCACCACCCCCUCCUAGCAGCGAAUACUACCCAAUGAGACCAAGGGGGCCUCAGCCACCCUCCACCACUGGCCCCGCCCAUCCCUCCGGUGUACCACCUCGGAUACAGACACCUGGCCCCAUGCAGCCUCCUGGCCAAAGAUAUCCUCCAUCAUCGGCUCCGUUCGCUGUCAAUCCAUUCGUCAGUCUAUCAAUCGCCAUCGAUUGCCAGAGAGCUACCGAGCAAGAUUCUGAUGGAGACACUGCUCUUCACAUUGCCAUCGUUCAAGACAAGGCAGAUAUGGGUCUGAUCCGGAGAUUGAUUGAACUUGUUCAGUUAGCUGGAAAGUCUGUCGACAUCUUCAAUUUCAUGCAACAGACUCCCCUCCAUCUUGCAUGCAUCAUGAAAGAUUGUGACAUCAUCAAGUUGCUGAUGGAAGCUAGUGCUAAUCCGAACGAAGCGGAUCGUAAUGGUCAAACGGCCGCACAUCACGCAUGUAAGAACAACACAGAGAGAUGCCUGGGUACUCUACUUAAAUACACAGAGGUGGACGUCAAUUUAAACAUCAGAAAUUAUGAAGGUUACACCCCUCUCCAUCUAGCUGCUAUGGUAGGCAACCCAACGCUGGUAACCAUGUUACUUGAGAAAGGAGCUGAUAUCAACUCAAAGGAUUCAAAGAAUGGGUGGACCCCUUUGUUCCAUGCUGUCACCAACCAAGAUACCAAACUGGUCCAUAAUCUACUGAGCUCUGGAGCCGAGGUCAACAUCCAAUCUUACUCCGGUAACACCGUCCUUCACGUCGCUACCGGGCGUGGCUAUACUGACAUCGUCAAGAUCCUUGUUCAUUACGGAGCUGACAUGAGCCUCAAGAAUACCCAGUGGGAUACGCCGGCUACGAUCACGACGGAUAAAAAUAUGUCAAGUCUGCUCCGUGGUCUGGGAGCGGGCAGUCCGCAGCCAAGCGAAGCUUCAUCUCCGACCACCGCACCACCAACUCUCCCCAUGCCUCUCAAUGAUGCCUACCUCAUACACCCUCCACAACCUGGCUCCGCCUCGGCGUUAGCUGCUGCUGCCGCCGUUGCAGCUGCUGCUUUGGGACAAUCUAAGAAGCCUUCAACGGUCACCACACUGACCACUGAAAGACUGAAGGGACCCGCGAACGAGGUCUACGAAGUCACACGAUCAGUGACACGUGGAGAUGGAAAGAUUUCUGAUGAGCACCGGGCGAUUCACAAACAGUUACAGGAGAAGCUGCGCCAAUCAAUCCAAAUCCGUCAGGUCAACGAACGCAGAGUUGGCGAAUCUCACCAGAGGAAGUCUACUGAAGACAUGUCUCCUGAACCGCACCUAGGUACCAAGAAAAUAGUUAUUGUUCCAGUGUCUGCAGGGGAGAGGGAGAAAUUAGAUCAAAUAAGCUCAUUACAUUCAGGAAAUAAAGCACUUUCAGACUCUCUUGGGCUAAGGGUUUCACUGCCGUCACAGAUAAGCAAGAGAUCACCAAAAGAAGGAGAUGAGCAGAAAUCCCAACAUGUUGUAUUAACACGGACAAAAGACACAACUGAACAAGCUGAUGGAUCAGUGAAAGCAAAUUCAACUCCUGAUGUUGUACCCAAAAUUGAAAUCACAUCCCCUGAGCCUGUUGACAAAACCGAAGCAAAAUCUGUAAGCGACAGCAGUCAGAGAGAUAUCCAGAAAGCUUCAGAUAAGGAUUGCAAACAUGUCGUGUCAAGCAGUCCGUCAGAUAGGUGUAACCAUCAAAUGGUUUGUUUUAUGAAUGGACAUCGAGGUACGAUCCCCAAAACCGUGGACGAUCUGAAAUGGGUUAGCAAGAAGAUCACCCAGAGUGGUGAAACUGACCAAGAAGAGACAGCACCUACUGAAUCCACGCCACAGCAUACCCCGAUGGAAGCUGCGCUCAUAUCGUCUGCUUUGAUUGCACCCGACAUUGCUGCACUAACGAAGAAAACGAGAACUGUCGAAAGAGUAAGUCCUCCGCCCGCCAAGGUGACGACAGCGCCAGCGGAAAGUGAGAAUGAGGUACGUGCGAGAAUGCUUUCAUUGCAGUACAAGAACAGUGACGCAAUCCUGGGAAACCGUUACGAACGGAAGCUGGACUCUGUCGGCAGCGAGCAGGAGCACGAGGUCGCCAAUACCAUUUUGACGAUUCACUCGCGUCUUCAGCAACAGGAGCAGGAACGCCAGCAGAAACAGGCGCAAACCUGCGACGCCGACUCAACCGUCAAAACCGAGCCCGUUAGUCCCAAUCCUGUAUUAAGCAGUACUACAAGUGACAAUCCUUCGGCCCAGUCGCAGUCGGGAAGCCCGCUUUCACCACCCGUCCUCGAGAGAGAAGGAGACAGACCGCUUGCGAAGAACAGCAGUGACAACGAUGAUAUGGAACCCAAUCUAAUCAUCGAUGAAACACUGAAAUCUAAAUCUCGCAAACGAACGAGAACGCCUACAAAGUCCAUCCCAAACCUUUCACCUACAAAGACCUCUUCGACAUCAUCGAGCCCUCAGUUGAGUACAUCGUCGAGUACCUCUUCGACGUCAGACUUUGUUGGAAUGCCCAGCAACGCGGGAAAGUCUGAGAAGGUGAAGAUUACUGGUGACCCCAAAAAACUUUGGACAAAGAAAGCAAUGGCCAUGAUGGGAAGUCUAGAACCAAAGAGAAAGAGGAAAAAGAGCGAGAAAUCAGUCCCCAAAGAAAAUUACUAGAAUUUUUUUGUGUUUUAUGUAAAUCACCUGUAAUUUCCCUACUGAAGGCAAGAUACAUAAGAUUCACAUAUUGACACAUGCCUGUACUUAAUUGGAAGGAUUUCUUCAAAACCCUUUUCCUGUGUCAAAAAUAAAAAGGAUAAUUGCAUAGCAUACUCAACCUU